Molecule: messenger RNA, 3244 nt
Organism: Prinia subflava (tawny-flanked prinia)
Lineage: Eukaryota; Metazoa; Chordata; Aves; Passeriformes; Cisticolidae
Gene: TMX1
Product: thioredoxin related transmembrane protein 1
Exons: 8
Coding region: 33-866 (277 amino acids)
Cellular component (GO): endomembrane system
Molecular function (GO): disulfide oxidoreductase activity
Source: RefSeq, a predicted model, not a curated record
CGCGCCGGGAAGGCGGAACAGGGCGGGCCAAGAUGGCGGCGCCGCUGAGGGCCCCGCUGUGCGCGCUGCUGUGCCUGGCGCUGGCGGCCGCCGCCCGCGGCCGGCCCAGCCCCGUGAAGGUGCUGUCGGACGGGAUGUGGCGGGAGCUGCUGCAGGACGAGUGGAUGGUGGAGUUCUACGCGCCCUGGUGUCCCGCCUGCGAGAGCCUGCAGCCCGAGUGGGAGAAGUUCGCCGAGUGGGGAGAGGACCUGGGGGUGAACGUGGCCAAAGUGGAUGUCACGGAGCAGCCGGGGUUAAGUGGACGAUUUAUCAUCACAGCCCUCCCUACCAUCUAUCACUGCAAAGAUGGAGAGUUCAGGAGAUACCAGGGAGCAAGGACUAAAGCUGCCUUCAUUAAUUUCAUCAGUGACGAGGAAUGGAAAUCCAUUGAACCAGUGUCCUCCUGGUUUGGUCCCUCCUCUGUCCUGAUGAGCAGCAUGUCAGCGUUGUUCAAGUUGUCCAUGUGGAUCAGGCAUGGCCACGGCUAUUUAACAGAAAACCUUGGAAUACCAGUCUGGGGCUCCUAUGCUGUUUUUGGAUUGGCAACCCUGUUCUUAGGAAUGGUCCUGGGACUUAUGAUGGUGUUCCUGGCAGACUGCAUCUGUCCCUCCAAAAGGCACAGACCACCACAGCUCCAGCCCCAGUCCAGGAAACAAGGCCCAGAGUCUGCACAUCUGCUGAAAAACAGGCAUGAAGAGCAUGAAGGAGAUGAGGGAGAUAUCUCAGAUAAUGAAAUGGAGGGUAAGGAGGGCAGCAAGAGAGACUCACCCCCAAGUGGUGUCCGGCAGCGCCCCGUGCCCACGGCUGCUCCCCUGGAGAAAUCUUAGCUGUGUUUGCACCAGGAGCAGUGCUUGGCUCAGCCACUCAGAGGGAGAUCUGUGUCAAAUCCUUCAGCUGGGAGAGAAGAAUGGCUCCUGCUUUGGUGACGUUGCUGCAUUUCAUGAAUUCGGAGGAAAUAAUAAUUAUUAUUAAAAAAAAAUUUAAAAAAGGAUCAGGUAUUCCAAAGGAAAUCUUGCUGUUGCAAGUGGCUGUGACUUCUCCUGUCUGUGUGCAGAGAAGUGCCGAGGAAUAAUUGCUGUGGCUUCUGGAAUGAUCUGUUCCCUAGGGAUUAUUUGGAGGAGAAGGUAAACCAGAGUCAUUCUUGCAUUAGGGAGCAUUAGCUGUUGGUGAAACCUCCCCAAAGGCUUCCCUGUUCUUAUACUGAUUUUCAGUAUAAAUCUCUCUAGCUGUGCCCUGAAGAAAUGCUGAGGGGAAAAGUUCCUUUAGUUAUGAAACUAAAAUUCCUUUAGUUGAGGCUUUUGACAUGACAAAAACUGCUUUUUGCCACGACAGUGAGUGCUACAAACCCUUUUUUUCUUGCAAAGAGCUGAUGGAACUUAGCACAAGCACUCUGCAGUGGGAUUCUCUGGCUGAGCAGAAACCUGCUGCUUGCCUCAAUUUCUUCCAGAAAAGGCUGUAGAAAACUCUGUGAGCUUCUUGGCAAAGUAGUUUUUCUCUAGGAACAAGCGACAAGCAGCACCUUGAGGUCUUGUCUGUCUCUGUGACUCCACGUGGGAAUAGUUUACACGCAGGGUUCUCUGUGCAAACCCUCUCCAUUCCUCCUCCUGGGUGCCAGCAGGACUCUGCUUGUUUUUAAUCCAUCAUUUCUUAGUCAGAUCUUGCUGGAAACCCCUGCAGGCUGUACCUGGCCUGAAGUUAAAAUAACUCCUUUCUAUUUCUUUUACAGAACCUUUUUUUUUCCUGUUUUCACAAAACCAUUUUGGAACAUUAAACCUGAUUUUUUUCUUAAAAAAAAAAGUAGUUUACUCUUGUCUGUAUGGUGUUUGUUUUCACUCUGUAUGGAAAUAAAAAGAAUGCACAUGCCCAUUGGACCAGUGUUGUACAGAGUUUUCCAUCUUCUUUUAAUUCCAAAGUUUUUACAACUGAAGGAUGAGCUUAAAACUGAGCACAUUUAGAUUUUUUUUUUGACAAGCCUGUUUCUGACUUGUUUGUUUAGCUUUAUUCCUUUUUUGCUUUUAUUUGUAGUUAUGUAGUUUUAGUUAUUUAGUGUUUAGUUUUUAUUUGUAGUUAUUUAGUGGGUUUUUUUCUAUUUAGUUUUUAUUUGUAGUUAUUUAGUGGUUUUUUUUUUCUAUUGUUCAUCUGGCUUUUUCCCUCUUCUUUUCUUUUCUCUACAUUGGUGCUCUGGAAUAACUUGACUUCAGUGCUGUGUGUUAGAAAGAUAAACUGGUUUUUGAAAGGGUCUUUUUGGCUAAAAUCUGAGUGUCCCUGUCCGUUUUUAAAGAUAAAAACUCUCCUGGUGUUGGAGUGACGACCACUGUGUGCCAGAAUUGCCUUUAAGGUGUUGGUUUGGUGGAAUUGCCUUAAAUUCUCUAGAAGUUUCCAUCUCUUAGCCUUUGUCACUGGUAAAUAAAGCAAUAAAUAAAUAAACACUGAGGAGAAGUGGUAGCACUGUCUUUGAUGGUGUUUUUUUCAGUCUGGAGAGGGCUGGAGAAGACAGAAAUGUUGUAGCUGGUAGGAAAAAGUGUGGAAUUGUUUUAAAGGCUGAACUCUGCUCCCUCCACUCGGGAUAUAUUUAAAUGUAGCUUUUCUAAGUGCAGAGGUUUCUAACUUUUCAGUUACAACCAAACUUGGUGCAAUAUAGAGAGGACACCCUGCUGACUCCUGGCUAACUUUUCAUUUAAAAAUAACACCCAACCUUUCCUUUGUUGUGCUGGACUUGUGGACUCCUGCUUGAAGAAUUCCAGCAUUAAUUUACUUUUUUUUUCUCUUCCUGCUGCUCACUUCUCCCUGCCUUAGGCACAAAUCCCAAACCUGCCUGGCAGGGGUGGCUGUUCCCAGCUGGAAUCCAGCCCCUGUGUGUAACUCCUUGGAUUACCCACAGGCAGCCUGUGCUCAUCUCUGCUAACCUCACCCCUCAUAUUUUCCAUAAUAUUACGGGUUUGUCCUGUGAAUAUUUAAGUUCUUUGAUUUUUUUUUUGUUUUGUUUUAAAAAUCUCUCUUCCAAAGAUGUUUACUGAGGCUGAGCGGUGUAACCUGAGUGUAAGAAUCCUUUGUGUGUCUUGAUGUUGAAUAUCAGUUUUGUAAAAACCAGGCUGCCCUUUCCAUAUCACCUGGACCAGGCUUGUUUCAUUCCAGAAAGAAUUAAUGUAACGUUAAUUUUGUUUCUCAGAGAGUCUUCAAGUAAAAAACAACCACCAGCUUUGGA